AUGGCGACCAAGAAGAAUCGAGGCACCUAUAGAGCACAGGGAAUCGAUAUCAACACCACCGAAGACGAACUUACGGCUGCGCUCGAGGACCAGCUUACAAGUGACGAGAAAGGAAGAUAUGAAUUCGAUACACGUCUGGCACCAUUCUGCAUCGAACCACAAUCGUCUCAGAUUGCAACUUUCAGAGUCACGAGUGCUCCCUUCGUAACAUCUGGGGCAGAGACCAGAGUCACACCGUUAACGUCCGAGACGCCAUCCUUUUUGGAGAGAGAGAGACCGUCGCUUGAUCUUCGCGGGAGAACUAUACAGAUUGAUUCCGACUUCUAUGGACUCACUCAGUUAUAUCAUGUUCCGGAAGAUAAAAUAAAAAUUGAUAUUGUCGCGCUCUCGGGACUAAACUCUCAUGCUUACGGAUCAUGGAUCGGACCACAAAGUGGGGAUUGGAAACCAAUGUGGCUUCAAGAUUUCCUCGGCCAAGACAGGCAGUUAAAAUACUGUCGAACAAUGGUAUUCGGGUAUGAUACGAAAUAUGGCUCGAAGGCGCAAUUUUGGAUCGAGGACUACGUCAACAUCCUUUUGACGGAAUUAAAUAAAGCUCGGAGACGUGAAGAGGAGCGAAAGAGGCCACUGGUUUUUAUGGGCCAUAGUUUCGGCGGCACCAUUGUGACACAUGCAUAUGUAACAGCGUCUGAAGAUGAAAAAUAUACAGACCUCUACGAAGCAAUAACUAACAUAUUUUUCUUCGGAGUACCCUUCGCGGGUAUCAAGCUUGACGAUGUUCGAUCAAUGUUGGAGGACAACGAGGAGCUUUCGGACCAAUGCCGCUGGAUCGAUGGGCAGGGACGUGAAUUGGUUAACUACAUCGAUUACGAAACAGCAAGGUUGACUAAAACCACCCGAACGUUCAUGAAAAAGGUUCCAGAAAAUCGAACGUAUAUUCACUCAUUCUAUGAAACACACAAGACACCGGAGGUUAUCAAGCUCGAAAACGGAGAUUUUGCGCGACGUGGAACCCCCAAAUUAAUAGUCCAAGAAAGGUCUGUGGAGCUGGGAAUCACAGAUUUCGAAGAAACGAUGGCGGCGGAAGCGGACCACUCGACGAUCAUCAAAUUGAGUAGCCCGCAAGAUAAAACAUAUACGACCGUCCGCGAUCGUCUUAGGGAAACAUUGCAAAGAUUGGAAAGCCCAGUUAAAGCGCGUGUCAAACGGCUAUUGAUGGGCCCUGAGGCUGUAAAGAUGGCGCGGGACCCCAAGACGCGGAACAAAAAUAUCACUCAGGUCUAUCAGACCCUUACUAUAGGCCAAUCGAUACAAAUUGAGAAAGUCAGUCGAAAACUGGACUUCGGGGCCCUUCCCACCGCUGAGGGAGCAGAAUACGGUAGUUUCAAAGACCAACAUGAACCAAAAUGUUUACCGAACACUCGAGUCCAGCUCCUCAAAGAUAUCGAAAAUUGGGUAGAAGAUCCGCAAGGGCACUGUAUUUUCUGGCUGAACGGUGUGGCUGGGACUGGGAAGUCUACUAUUUCCCGAACUGUUGCAAAACAAUUAGAAGAUAAAAAAUUUCUUGCGAGUAGUUUUUUUUUCAGAAGGGGUGAGAAAGACAGAGGGGAUGCUUCGAAAUUUUUUACGACUCUAGCAACCCAGCUGGCCGACUACAUCAACGAUAUUGUUCCGAGUAUACAAAAUGUAAUCGAGCAGUACCCACAGAUUACAACCGCGAACCACAGAGAGCAGUUCAAUCAGUUGAUCUUCAACCCCCUUUCGGAAUUGACCGAUGCCUCACAAAAAUUUCAACAACCACCCUUACCGACCAAAGCCGUUUUGGUGAUUGAUGCGUUAGACGAAUGUGACCGCGAACAAGAUCAAGAGCUCAUCGUUUCUCUUUUGGCAAAGCUAGGGGAAAUCAAGUCUAUCAAGAUAUAUAUUUUCCUAACGAGCCGCCCGGAACUACCGCUAAGAAUUAGUUUUGAAAAGUUGCCUGGGAACAUGCAUCGAGAUCUGAUUUUGCACAAGAUUCCCGGAAUUCAGGAAGAUAUCGCGACGUUCUUGGAAUUCGAGUUCGCUAAAAUCAGAGACUUGUAUUUGUUGCCACUUGAAUGGCCUGGAAGCGAGAAAAUCGGUAAAUUAGCGGCAAUGGCUGUGCCAUUAUUCAUUUUCGCUGCUACCGCUUGUCGCUUUAUUGCGGACACAGACCCCGAAGAACAAAUCGAGAUAGUAAUGAGCUAUCAAUCAAAUUGGCACACAUCCCAAUUGGAAGCGACCUACUUACCGAUAUUACAUCGACUGAAACAAAAGGCAAUCUUGUAUCAAACACUGAUAACAGACUUUCAGCAAAUCGUCGGGACGAUUAUAAACCUGGCCAGCCCAAUGCCUAUUCCAUCGCUGUCGAAGUUCUUAGUGAUCCCGGAAAGAAAAGUUAGGAGUAGAUUACGGCAACUACACUCCGUCCUCGACGUCCCAAAGCCUUCAUCCGGAUUAGCUACACAAACUAAUAUCAAUGCUCCCAUCAGGAUACUACAUUUAUCCUUUCGAGAUUUUCUCUCGGGAGAGACCCUUCUAGAUAAUGUCGAGUUUCGUGACUUCUGGAUAGACGAAAAGGAAGCUCACAGAAACAUUUACAGGAAAUGCAUUGAACUCAUGUCGAAACACCUGAAAAAGAACAUCUGCAAUCUGAGAGUACCUGGAAUAUUUCGAUCUGAUAUCGAUGAAAACCUCAUUACGAAGCACUUGCCGACUGAAAUUCAAUAUUCUUGUCGAUAUUGGGUAUACCACUUGGAACGCAGCAAGGAUAAGGUCAAGGAUGGCGGUAUCGUCGAUGUAUUUCUCCGACAACAUACUCUCCACUGGGUUGAGGCCAUUGGUUUGUCUGGAGAGAUGAAAGCAAUGGUGUACAUAAUAGAUGCUCUGAAGGCUGCAGUAGAUAGCGAGAAUACAUCAGCUUUAAUUUACGACAUACAACGAUUCGUGCGCCAAAAUCAAACUAUUAUCAACAGGGCACCCUUACAAGUGUAUUGGUCUGCGCUUCCCUUUGCACCGAAUAAAAGCGUUCUAAAAUCUAUUUUUGACCCACGGGCGAUAAUCCCAGAGGUAGAGCUGACGCGAUCAUCUAUUGUUCAAGAACAGUGGAGCGCCGUAUUACAGACACUGGAGGGACAUAGAGAGUUUGUGACGAGCCUUGCAUUCUCCACCAACGGUGGAUUGCUGGCUUCGGGGUCAUGGGAUUGUACAAUCAGGAUUUGGGAUGUCGCUACGGGAGCUCUGCUACAUAUAUUUAGGGACCAUAAGGAUUGGGUUCGAGAUGUUAUAUUUUAUACUACUGAAGGGGACGAGUUUGUGGCAUCGGCAUCGAAUGACAGGACAGUCAGGCUUUGGAGCGUGGCUACUGGUGUGCUAGUACAGACGCUGGUAUACAGAGGCCAGAUAAUAGCGCUCGCAUCUACUAAACAUGGCAAUACGGCCGUACUCGCAUCAGCAUCAGAUGACAGACAAGUCAGGAUCUGGGACGUGGCCGAUGACGCUUUAGUGCGGGUUCUAGAAGGACACAAAGGAUGUGUUAACACAGUAGCGUUCUCAGGUGAUGGUAAAAUACUGGCCUCGGGGUCGGACGACAAGACGGUUAGAAUUUGGGAUGCGAUUACUAGAAUGUUUUUGCACAAGCUAGAAUUUAACGAUAGCGUCGAACGGAUUACGUUUUCGACUGACAUCAGCAUUUUAGCGAUCGUAGUUUGGGGUGGAAUAGUCGGAAUUGCAGACGCGGUUACAGGUGUUUUGCUGCGGAUGCUGAGCCCAGAUAUAGGUAGCAUUGUUGGUAUGAGGUUUUCCACAGACGAGAGAAAGCUGGUGUUGGCGUCGGAGGCAGGCACGAUCCAGGCUCUGGAUGUGGCUACUGGUGCCGUAGUAGAAGAAUACGAUGGGAGUACCCCGAAUUAUGACUUUUCGAGUGUUGCACUGUCUAAGAAUGAAGGAAUUCUAGCAUUGGCGGAGGAUGGCAGACUAAGGAUCAUGGAAAUGCGAAUUGAGAGCUCAUUAUCAGGCUCGCAAAAAUCUGGUACUGCCGGAGUUUGGGGGCUUGCUAUUUCUGAUGAUGGUAAAACACUUGCUUCGGUACAGAAGAAUUCGGACGUUAGUGUGUGGGACCUGGCUACCGGGGACCUGCGAUGGACGAUGAAAAUAGAUCGGGGGCAUUCUAACUGGAAGGUCGCUGUUUCUUCUGAUGGCAAACUUGUAGCACUGGAUUUGUCUCAUAGUCAUUCGAUCGUGGUUUGGAACACAAUUACCGGAGACCAACUUCAAACGCUCCGGGUGGAUUCCCGGCCCAACUGUAUUGUGUUUUCUCCGAAUGACGAAAUGAUUGCGUCAGCGGCGUGGAGCAUCCAAAUCUGGAACACGUCGACAUGGGAGCUACUACAUGUUUUGCGGGAACACUGGGGGGCUGUUAACCAGAUUGCAUUUUCUCCUGAUAGCAAAACACUCGCAUCGGCGUCAGAUGAUCGCACGGUCAGAGUCUGGGACCUGGCUACUGGAAUUUUGUUGCAAAUACUAAACAAACAUAGCGAUUUGGUUACGGGUGCUGCGUUCUCCGGUGAUGGCAAGUUGCUGGCAUCGGCAUCCGUAGACCACACAAUCCAAAUCUGGGAUGUGGCCACUUGCAAUUCAUAUUGGGCUCCACAGCAGAAAUUCUCUACAAAAUUUAAACCCGGUUGGAUAUCCUUUUCGAAGGAUAACCGAUAUAUCAUCACCCGAGGUACUGACGGUGAGCGAUCAAUGGGUGGUUCGGGCUGGGGAGAGGCUCCUUUACCUGCCGGGUGA
Molecule: messenger RNA, 4809 nt
Organism: Orbilia oligospora ATCC 24927
Lineage: Eukaryota; Fungi; Ascomycota; Orbiliomycetes; Orbiliales; Orbiliaceae
Exons: 9
Coding region: 1-4809 (1602 amino acids)
Molecular function (GO): protein binding
Source: RefSeq, a predicted model, not a curated record